AUGUCGCCAAAUCUCCCUUUCCGUGACAUCAACCUCUACGCCUCGCCGCACUGCUAUGCCUUCAGAUCGGCCUCUGCUUCCACCACUCAUAGCUUGGUCAUAGACCGACCGACAGGCGACUUGCGACUUGAGAAGGCGUCUACUCAUCAGGCAAAACGAGUCUCUAGCAUUGCUGGAAUAUUGGGUAUUAUCAAACUGAAGCUUGAUAAAUAUGUCAUUGUCAUUACAAAAGAACAACCAAUGGGGAGGCUGAGGGGUCAUAUGGUAUAUAAGGUCGUUGCGACUGAAUUCUUACCUCUCCGUGAGACGCCUCUCCACGACCCAGACGAAGAUGCCUACCUCGCACUCCUAAAGAAACUAUUAGCCACGGGGCCGAUGUAUUACUCCUACUCGCUCGAUAUCACGAACAGUUUCCAGCGCCAGUCCCAGAGUGACCUUUCACUGCCUCUUUGGAAACGAGCGGACGACCGAUUUUUUUGGAACCGUUUCAUACAGACAGACCUGAUAGAUUUUAGCACCGGGCUAUCUGAAAACACAGGGAUCAGGAGUGGACAGUCGUCGGAUGUCGACCCAUAUAUAUUGCCAGUCAUGUUUGGCAUGCUGCGCAUAACUACAGCCAAAAUCAAAUCUACCCCAUUUACCUUUGCUCUUAUAACUCGCCGUUCGAGGUUCAGAGCAGGCACCCGAUAUUUUUCCCGUGGAAUUGAUGAACAUGGAAAUGUCUCGAAUUAUAACGAGACAGAACAGAUCGCUAUCUUGAAUGAUUCGAAUGGAGCAGUCUCCGGGUUCGCAGGAGGGGUGGGUAUGGGAGACAGCAAAAUUGGGGAGAAGAGCCACAAAGAGCUGCAGGUCCUGUCAUUUGUUCAGACCCGAGGAAGUAUUCCAGUCUACUGGGCUGAAGUGAACAACUUGCAUUACACUCCAAAACUUGCCGUGCGUGGUGUGGACGCUGCAUCUUCAGCAGCUCGAAAACACUUCUCGGACCAGAUCGAGACCUACGGAGAGAACUUCCUCGUCAAUCUGGUCAAUCAAAAGGGUCGCGAAGAGCAGAUGAAAAGAGCGUAUGAGCAGAUGGUGAGAUUACUCUUAUCUUCACCAACCGAAGCAAAGGAAUCCGACAUACUCUCUCCUGAAAAGAUGCACACCCUAGAAUCUUCGAGUAAAGAGCAACUGAUGGACCGACUCCAUUACAUAUACUUCGAUUUCCACAAUGAAACCAAGGGUCUGCAGUGGCACAGAGCAGAACUUCUUUUGAACCAACUCAACGAGGGCCUCCAGCGCGGCCAGUACUUCAGUGGCAUUGAGUCGUUAGGUAACCCAUCAGGUACUCUGGAAGCAAGAAGACUGCAAUCCUCAGUCGUUCGAACAAAUUGUAUGGAUUGUCUGGACCGAACGAACGUUGUUCAGAGCAUGCUUGGCCGAUAUACCUUGACCCGCCAAUUUAUCGAUUGCGGCAUCCUGAUGCCAGGAGAGAAGACUGACGAUGAUUUGGUCUUCCGAGACCUCUUCCGAAAUAUGUGGGCUGAUAACGCAGAUGUUGUCUCAAAGUCGUACUCUGGGACUGGCGCUCUGAAGACCGACUUCACUCGGACCGGCGAACGAACGAAGGCCGGUGCUCUUCAGGAUGGCAACAACUCCAUCACCAGGUAUAUCUUGAAUAAUUUUAUGGACGGACCGAGACAAGACGCCUUUGAUCUCUUCCAUGGCACCUACCUCCCGUCGACCACUGCAUCAUAUGUAUUUGCCGACCGAAGACCCCUCGUUAUCCAAUCCAUCCCAUACAUUUUAGGAGCAGCAAUAUUUAUGAUACUGGUAGCUACAUUCACUCGCCAGCUGCCAGACUCUACCGGAUGGCCGUUGAGAAUCUUCCUUAUCUUUUGGAUAGUAGUUGCUGCCUGGUGUCUAAAUUUUAUACAUUCUCACGGCAUGUUAUAUGUCAACUGGCCAAAGCUCAACACCCCUACUACAGGAGCGGAAGGAUAUGCAGAAGCCCUUCGCCGGGCGAGCAAGGAUAAGCUCAUUGGUGACUUUAUACCGACUACGGGACGCCAGCGAGGAGUGAGCAACGCACGACUCGGCUUUAUGGAAGAAGGCAAAAAGAGGAUAGAGUAG
Trichophyton benhamiae CBS 112371 is the source of this 2112-nucleotide messenger RNA. RefSeq lists its product as uncharacterized. The record is from RefSeq and is a predicted model, not a curated record. Gene Ontology annotation, cellular component: endoplasmic reticulum. The transcript has 3 exons. Gene Ontology annotation, molecular function: phosphatidylinositol-4-phosphate phosphatase activity. Gene Ontology annotation, biological process: phosphatidylinositol dephosphorylation. The coding region runs from base 1 to 2112 and encodes 703 amino acids. NCBI's taxonomy places the organism in Eukaryota, Fungi, Ascomycota, Eurotiomycetes, Onygenales, Arthrodermataceae.